Messenger RNA from Bursaphelenchus xylophilus (pine wood nematode), 588 nucleotides. Lineage: Eukaryota; Metazoa; Nematoda; Chromadorea; Rhabditida; Aphelenchoididae. The record is from the annotation of a GenBank genome assembly.
AUGAUUUCGCCCAUACUUGCCUUGUGCUCCUGGUUGCACGUUGGUUUUGCUUAUCACUACCCAAUCAGGUGAGUAUAUAAGUCAGCUAAUGUCAAGGAAUUUUCAGUUGCUUCUCUUGCGCGUCUGAGGAAUAUGAACAGUUAUACCAAAGCUCUAAAAAUAGCCGAACUAUAGGCAUUCCAGUCAGGUUUGACAAAAUGUGCAACCGCGGGGAUGACGUCAGAACCUUCUCCCCGGCUGUCAAAUGUGACAGUGCAUGUGUCACAGUUCUGGAACCUCAAUAUUUUGGUGGCAAGUUGGAUGUGGUAAUAUAGUAAUCAACGACGUUUUCAGGAGUUUUAAAUGAAAAACAGCCAUAUAUUUUCAUCCGUGGUUGUGCUACUGAUGUUUUUGCAUGGGCUGCAUCUCGACCGGCGGAAGUUGAUUUUAUGCAUAACGGCGACAUUUGCCUUUCUCUUCCAAUCUCCGAAAUAUGGCCAGAUGUGCAGGCAAACGAUUUAGUGACUGUUUGUUCAUGUACUAAAAACGGGUGUAAUAUUCAUGACACAGUAGAUUUAAGUAGUUCGUUGCUUCCAGCAAACUUAUUAA